This is a messenger RNA of Clavispora lusitaniae ATCC 42720, 462 nucleotides long. RefSeq lists its product as uncharacterized. Lineage: Eukaryota; Fungi; Ascomycota; Pichiomycetes; Serinales; Metschnikowiaceae. The record is from RefSeq and is a predicted model, not a curated record.
AUGGCCAGCAUGCGACUACCCAAGACACGUCCAUGUCCCGUCGUAGAUUACAUGCAAACAAUGGGCCCAACAAUAGAGUUGUGGAAGGGUAAAGAUAUCGUGACUUCAUUCAACUUAGAUGUUGGAUGGGUACAACAUGACUCUAACAGAAGCACCGAAGGUCUUUGGUGGCAAGUUCUUCUUGAAGUUGGCUCUGACAACACCGUUGUUACCGUGAGUUCUGGUCACCUUACCCCAGAUAACUCUGAUCUUGGUGCCUCUGACCUCCUUGGAAGCUCUGUAGACGUAAGCGAUUCUCUUACCCAAGUAGAACUUAGCGUCCUUUGGGUUUUGAACACCUUCGAUUUGGAUCAAAGAGACGUUUGGGUUGGUGACGUUCUUAGAACGUUGGUAGGAGAUGUGCUUACCCUUAACGUACACUGUAAAGUUAGUAUUUGUCAAAAUUUAUCUGGUCUCAACUAA